AUGCGCCAAAUAUUAUCCACUAUUGAUACAUCACUAUACAAAAUCCCAUCAUACGCUGGUUGCGCAAUUGGCUGUGCUGUUAUUUUAUUGUUAAUAAUCAUGGUUAUAAUCAGAGCAAUCCCACAUAAACCUAAAAAGCCAGAAGAAGGCGAAUCUAGCGGUUCAGGACUCAAUAUUAACGAUCGUGACGUCGAACUUGGUGAAGCUCACGGAAAUGAUACAGAAUCAGCACAAAUCGAUCUAUAUGCUAAUCCGGCUGGUCAAAAUGAGGAUCCACCAAUUAAGGGAAGAAUCGAUGCUAGGCCUAAGGAUCUUAGUAGCGAUGACGAAAUUUAA
Trichomonas vaginalis G3 is the source of this 336-nucleotide messenger RNA. RefSeq lists its product as uncharacterized. The coding region runs from base 1 to 336 and encodes 111 amino acids. NCBI's taxonomy places the organism in Eukaryota, Parabasalia, Trichomonadida, Trichomonadidae. The transcript has a single exon. The record is from RefSeq and is a predicted model, not a curated record.